Messenger RNA from Triticum aestivum (bread wheat), 1216 nucleotides. RefSeq lists its product as uncharacterized. The record is from RefSeq and is a predicted model, not a curated record. The coding region runs from base 123 to 1031 and encodes 302 amino acids. Lineage: Eukaryota; Viridiplantae; Streptophyta; Magnoliopsida; Poales; Poaceae. The transcript has 3 exons.
GAGGGAGUAGCAGCAACAGGGGAUGCUCGACGAUUACAUCUUUCUCCAUUGCUGGUUGCGGUCUCCAUUCCCUGGACAGGGUUGGCUGCUUGAUAAGCUUGUGUGUAGUGCAUCUGCACAGGAUGCGUGUUACUGGGGAGGAACUUAUCUGCUUCCUGUCUACUUCUCCUCGUUUGCAGAAGCUGCAACUUUCCUACUGCAAUGACAUGGUUUGCCUGAAGAUACCUCAUUCCCUGUCGCGGCUCAAAUUGCUGCUGGUACGCAACUGCAACAGUUUGCAAACGAUUGGAUGCGAUGCUCCACAGCUCAAGAGCUUUGGAUAUGAUGGGUUGCCCACAACGCAGAUCUGCCUUGGAGAUUCAUCACCCUUAGUGAGGGAGAUGAGAAUGUCUGGUAUAGAUGAUGAGCCUACAGGCAUGCUCUGUUAUGCCACCACUAAGCUUCCUUCAGUCGCGCCAAAUAUUAGCUCGCUUGUCCUAUCAUCAUGCUUUGAGAUUGCAACUCCAAUGAAAAAGCUUAACAAAUUCCGCCGCCUCAAGUACUUGGAGAUACAGCUUCAUACGCCAAGACGUUGUCCAGACUUUGAUUUUUAUUCGCUGGUUUCUAUUCUUAAUGCUUGUCCUGUCCUGGCUACUUUCAUCUUGCGUUUAGAGAUGCGCGAUGCUGAUGAUGCCAUUCCGGGAGAUCCUCAUGGUGAUUCCUCGCAACGAAAAACGCAUAUGAGGGGGCAGGGCCGUCGCAAGUUGAAGAAUGUGCUAACGAGGGGAUUUCCUUGUGCAAAAGGUUUGGUUGAGCUAACAAGUCACAUCCUUGAGACCGCAGCAUCCUUAAAGCGCCUGGUACUAGACACUAAAUAUGGCUGCCAUACGAGGGAUUGCAUUGGCAUAUGCUCGCCUUUAACGAGAAAGGCCCUCUUGGAAGCACGGAAAGCUGUAGAUGUCAUCAAGACAUACAUCGAGAGUAAAGUCCCCUCAAGUGUUAAAUUCAAGCUUAUCGAGCCAUGUGCCAAGUGUCACGCCGAUGACGCAUAACCUGCUUGUUAAUUAGACCUCCUCCAAUAGUUGCAUAAGAGCUGGUUCAAUUUUAUUUUUUAUAUUUUGAUAGAAGAGAGAAAAGAACUAUCUUUCGAUUAAGAGAUAGCCUUAUGCACACACUUUAAGAUUAUAUGAAGAUGACGUGUGGGUGGGGUCAUUCAUAUUAUAAGAUAUGUGCUAAA